CUGGAAGAACCCAGGUGAGCUUAUAAUGUACCGAAGGACACAAGACCAGUGCACUCGUCUGCGUUCUGGCUUGUGUUUGUGUUGUCCCGCUGUGGCUUAGAGAAAGAAAAUGAAGCUAACUCUAAUUCUCUUAGCGGCGGUCUUCGCCACCACCUGCGCUCAGGAUUUUUCGGGGUUACAGGCGCUGUUCCAACAAGCAGUCGGGGGGCAGUCGGGAGGAGGCGGGUCGUCGGCGGGGAAGCCGAAUAGACCUAACAGACCGAAUAGGCCUUCUGGAGGUGGAUUCGGUCAGCAGGGAGGUGGAUUCGGUCAGCAAGGUGGAUUUGGACAGCAAGGAGGUGGAUUCGGUCAGCAAGGUGGAUUCGGUCAAGGAGAUUCGGUCAGCAAGGAGGUGGAUUCGGUCAGCAGGGUGGUGGUUUUGGUCAGCAAGGAGGUGGAUUUGGACAAGGUGGCAGUUUUGGCCAAAGCGGAUUUGGACAAGGACAAGGGGGCCAGGACUGCAAAUUAUACUGCAGGAGAGGAAAUGGCUAUGUAUGCUGCUAAAGAAAAAAAAAAAUGAAAAAAGAGAGAGAGAGAGAAAAUAAAACUUCCGGCGAAUCUGAUGAUUUCAACAAACUUCAGACGUAAAAUAAAAAUGACCUGAGUUUGAUUGGAACAACUUGGCAGAUAGAUUAACAUGUGGCUAAACCUUUUGACGCUGUAAUCCUAAAUUCUUUGGAGAAGUGCUAACGUUUGUGUGAUGUGUUUACGUUUUGAGAGAUAACACCGAAAUUGUAUGUAAUCAUUUAUUGACUGUAACGGGAAAAAAAUAUAUUUGGCAUAUAGCUUACUAAA
Penaeus vannamei (Pacific white shrimp) is the source of this 834-nucleotide messenger RNA. NCBI's taxonomy places the organism in Eukaryota, Metazoa, Arthropoda, Malacostraca, Decapoda, Penaeidae. The record is from RefSeq and is a predicted model, not a curated record.